UCUUGACAUACAACACGCAAGUCGCUUAGCAACUGUAGUAUGCUUGAAUAACGUAUUAGAAAACGACUUUUAGCUGAUAGUUAAAAGUAGCUGUUAUAUUAUAUGUGCCACUUGAAGAUAUACAGAUUCUUUUCUUGUUUUUAAAACAACAUUACCUGGGCUGAUGUUUUUUAUAUAGUUUCUUGUUAAAUGCUCUUUGUGAAUGUCAUGUGAAUUUGUUACUGAUGAAUUCUGAAAUUGAUUCGUUAACUUUGGGAUUUGUUAAAUAUUUAGAAAAAUUACCUUGUAUCUGUAAUGUAACAGUAGUGGAAAAAGAGCCAGUUGAUAAAGUAACAAUAACUUCAUGGGAACAGAGGAAUGCCUGUAUUCUCCCCAUUGAUGUUAAGGCUUUUUAUUUGGCUACUGAUGGUAUGCAAAUCAGAUGGAGCAUGAAACUCAAAGAAGAAGCUGUGCCAGUGGGGAUGAUAGAAAUUAAUUCCAUGGGAAAAUUAAGACGUGUGACACCCAAAAUGGCUAGCAUGCAUUCUGGACUUCCAACACUGACUGAUAUUGAAAGUGACUCAGAAUCAAGUACCUCAUCUGAAAGAAACUUGCUUGGAGAACAGGCAACAAAACCCAAAUAUAGCAACAAGUGUAAAGUAUUUCUUCUAGACUCUUGUCAAGGAAAUGGUAAAGUUUGUUUGGUUUACCCAGUAAAGGAAGAUACUAUUGAACCCAUCUCUACAACUGUUCCAACUGUAUGGUUUUUGGAUAGGGCUCUAGAAUGGCAUUAUCUGGCUUCAACAAUGACAUCUUACCUUCGACUGUCUCUUGUUCAUUUAGGACUACCUCAAUGGCAGUAUACUCUCACACCAUGGGGUCUACCAACUAGGGCUAAGCAACUGAUGUCCAUAUUUGUGCCAGAACGUCUGACAAUUGAUAUUUUGGGAAGGUUUGAAUCUUCAAGUCAUUCAUCUUGUGCCAUCAAUGGAAAGUAUAGACCAUCCGGUGGGACAAGAUAUAAAAAAGUUUAGAAUUGAUAACUCUCAUUUUGUUCAAUAAAUUUUAAUUUCUAGGCUUUUCAGUAAAACAUUCUCUACCUUAAUCAAGCACUAUAUAGUGAAGAAUGUAGAAAAAAUAAUCAUUUAGAAGAAAUAUGACAAGGUUACUAAAGUUUUCACUCAUUAAUAUACAAGUGUUUUUAAAUGAAUUAAUAUUAUUUUAAUAGGUAACUCUGAUGCUCUAAUUACUCUGUUUAGUUUUGUUGUGAUAUUAUCACUUAUAUAUGGAGACACCCAAGUACCCUGAGCUUUAAAUGUGUCUAUUUUAUUUUUGCUUAUCAAAAUUUCUUGUUAUGUUUUUUAUAAAUUCCUGUGGAUAGGCAUUUUUUCUUAAAAGAGUCAUCGGGUUUUUUUUAGCCUCCUCCCACACUUCUUUGUUAUUACACACUUUAUCAAUCCUCUGCAGGUAGCCAAUAACGACUCCUCUUUUUACAGCAUGGGAAUAAUGAAAGUGGAAAUGCAAAAAACAAAGAGCUUUAGUAGAUGUCUUGCUGGAAUUACUAGUAAUGAUUUCCUCAUUCCUGACCUGAAAUGUAGUAUCUAGAAACAGUAAAUUUCUCUACUUGGUAUGGCAUAAGCAAGUGUAAAUUUUAUGAAUGGGUGAAAAAAAACUCAAAAACUCAUGGAAACUAAAUAGAGAUUCAUCAUGUAUGAAUCUGUACAAGAUUGAUAGGCCAAUAUUCCCACUUGUUUCCAAGAAUUAAGUGCUUUCAGUUCAAGUAUAUGCAUAAAUAUUACAACUAAGACUACUGCUAACCUAUUACCCAUAGCUAUUCCUCUGAUUUGUUUAUAAAAUUUCUCGUUAAAUCUUACAUAUCCAUUAUUUAACACAAACCUCAGAACUCGUUCUAACCAAUCUGCUGAAAUAUUUAAAAGUUCUAAGUCAUCUCUGUUUUCUCUAAUCAUAGUCAUAACACAAUCUAUCCCUUCUUCAACUGGGAUACUAGGAUAUAAUUGAAUAAUGUCUAUCGUAAACUCAAUUGAAUUAUCAUUAAAGAGAUGAGAGUCACUGUGUAACUGUUAAAGAAAAUGAUGUAAGCAGGAACUAAGUCCAAUAAUGGGUGCAGCAGUCUAUCUAAAACCCACGAUAUACUUUCUUUCGGAGAUCCGCAAGUAGAUGCUGUGGGUCUAAGGAGUAAACCAGACUUAUGAUCUUUAGGACUGCCGUAGAAUUCAGGGAUUCGACUAUUAUAUGGUUUUAGACUAGGGAUUCCCAAACUGUGGUACACGUACCACUGACAGUACGUGGAGCUAAUGUCGGUGGUUCGCGAAAACAUUAAUAUUAAAAUUUAUAAUGAACUCAAUUUGAGCUUCCUGAGUACAUAUAUACACUUCACUUGUAGACUCGCCCUUCGCAUGAAUAAGCUUGCCAGUGUGCACAUUAUUCCCUAAAAAUUAACAAAAAUCACACUAGAUACUUUCAGUUGUGGCAAAAAAAAAAUCAAUCACAUAUUUCCUAUUAUAGGUAAGUGUCAAAAAUAAACAUUUUUACUACUGAGUUUCCGAUUUGUUUUAAUUAGGCCAGGGUUUGUACUUCAAAAAAGUUUAAACAAAAAGGGUACACGAGCCUAAAAAGUAUAAGAACCACUGUUUUAGACUAUUCAUUGACUGGAGAGCUACAUGUGUCCCUUUCUUUAAUUCAUUUAAAAUAAUUCUACUUCUACUUUCAAGUGUUUUAGUAGGAUCUUUGUUUAAUUUUAAAUAGUUAUCUUUAUUUGAUAAAUGAGUAUAAAUCCUUUACUUUUAUCAGAUACCUUAACUAUAAUGUCAUUGUUACUUUUUAAUUCAUACAGAGCUUUCAUCUCUUGAAAAGAUAAAUUAGGUUCUAUUGUGUAAUUGUAAAAUAUCCCUAAGAUACUCGACACUUUUUAGAAAGUUCUGCCAUGGGGGUUUCUGUUAUAUUCUGUCUUAUCACUGCUGGUAUCUUAGAAUGAUCAAAAGAUGGGUUCGAAAUUGGGUUAACAAUUGGGUUGGUGUUCUCCUCUUUGUUCUGAUGAAUCUCUACUUCUCCCUUUAUUGAUUUGUAAAUAACGCUUUCCUUGUUGUCGUAUUUUGUGGAAAGUUUGCUGUGACGAUGAUAAAAUAUCUAAUUCUUAAUGCAAUCUUGUACAAUUAUAUUAAUUUCUUUGAGAGUUUCAUAUUCCUCUGAUUUAGCUUCAUUGAUGUAACUAUAUGAGUAUAUAUUGAUUAGGGUUUCAAAUUUGCAUUUCAGAGUUUUUCUCUUUCUUGUUUCUCUAACCUACUGAUAACAUCACUUUGAUGUUUCUCUAACCUACUGAUAACAUCACUUUGAUGUUUCUCUAACCUGCUGAUAACAUCACUUAGAUGUUUCUCUAACCUACUGAUAACAUCACUGAUGUUUCUCUAACCUACUGAUAACAUCACUGAUGUUUCUCUAACCUACUGAUAACAUCACUUUGAUCUUUAAUACAGUUCUUAAAGUCCACAUUCUAAAUCUUUUUAAUCAAAUUAAAAUUCCUAUCACAAA
Limulus polyphemus (Atlantic horseshoe crab) is the source of this 3528-nucleotide messenger RNA. RefSeq names its product tubulin polyglutamylase complex subunit 2-like. Bases 225 to 1013 code for a protein of 262 amino acids. Gene Ontology annotation, biological process: protein polyglutamylation. Lineage: Eukaryota; Metazoa; Arthropoda; Merostomata; Xiphosura; Limulidae. The transcript is spliced from 7 exons. The record is from RefSeq and is a predicted model, not a curated record.